AUGUUGCUAUGUGCAUGUGCUCCAACUUAUUCCAAUUGCUUUCAGCGUGAGGUUAUUUCUAUUCACAUCGGACAGGCUGGAGUCCAAAUCGGAAAUGCUUGUUGGGAGUUGUACUGUUUGGAGCAUGGAAUCCAACCUGAUGGUCAGAUGCCAUCUGAUAAGUCUGUUGGAGGAUGUGAUGAUUCCUUCUCAACUUUCUUCUCCGAAACUGGAAACGGACGUCAUGUUCCAAGAGCCGUUAUGAUUGACUUGGAGCCAACUGUCAUUGAUGAGAUCCGUACCGGAACAUACCGCUCUCUUUUCCACCCCGAACAACUCAUCACCGGAAAGGAAGAUGCUGCUAACAACUAUGCCCGUGGUCACUACACCAUUGGAAAGGAAAUCAUCGACUUGACCCUUGAUAGAAUCCGCCGUCUCGCUGACAACUGUACUGGACUUCAAGGAUUCCUCGUCUUCCACUCCUUCGGAGGAGGAACUGGAUCUGGAUUCACCUCUUUGCUUAUGGAACGUCUUUCCGUUGAUUACGGAAAGAAGGCUAAGCUCGAGUUCUCCGUCUACCCAGCCCCACAAGUUUCUACCGCUGUGGUCGAGCCAUACAACUCCAUCUUGACUACUCACACCACUUUGGAGCAUUCUGACUGCUCCUUCAUGGUAGACAAUGAAGCUAUUUACGAUAUCUGCCGCAGAAACUUGGACAUCGAACGACCAAGUUACACCAACCUCAAUCGUCUUAUUGGACAAAUCGUAUCUUCCAUCACCGCUUCACUCCGUUUCGAUGGAGCCCUCAACGUUGACUUGACUGAGUUCCAAACUAACUUGGUGCCCUACCCAAGAAUUCAUUUCCCACUCGCUACCUUCUCCCCAGUCAUCUCAGCCGAGAAGGCUUACCAUGAACAACUCUCUGUUGCCGAAAUCACCAACAUGUGCUUCGAACCCCAUAACCAGAUGGUUAAAUGCGAUCCUCGUCAUGGAAAGUACAUGGCCGUCUGUCUUCUCUUCCGUGGAGAUGUUGUUCCAAAGGAUGUUAACGCCGCCAUUGCAACAAUCAAGACGAAACGAUCAAUUCAAUUUGUCGAUUGGUGCCCAACUGGUUUCAAGGUCGGAAUCAACUACCAACCUCCAACUGUCGUCCCUGGAGGAGAUCUUGCUAAGGUUCCAAGAGCUGUUUGUAUGCUUUCCAAUACCACAGCUAUUGCUGAGGCUUGGGCCCGUCUUGACCACAAGUUCGAUCUUAUGUACGCCAAGAGAGCUUUCGUCCACUGGUACGUAGGAGAGGGUAUGGAGGAAGGAGAGUUCUCUGAGGCCCGUGAAGAUCUUGCUGCCCUGGAAAAAGAUUAUGAAGAGGUCGGAGUUGACUCUUUGGAGGACAACGGAGAAGAGGGAGACGAAUAUUAA
Auanema sp. JU1783 is the source of this 1395-nucleotide messenger RNA. The record is from the annotation of a GenBank genome assembly. NCBI's taxonomy places the organism in Eukaryota, Metazoa, Nematoda, Chromadorea, Rhabditida, Rhabditidae.